ACCAACGUCAACACUGCAAACCAUCACAAUGUCUGCUCCAAUCAACAAAGAAAAAGUUCAAGAACAACAAGAAGAAAUCCACAAGAUCAGAAUGACCUUGACCUCCACCAAGGUUAAGCAAUUGGAAAAAGUCUGUGCCAACAUUGUUGGUAACGCUCAACAAAACCACAUUGCUAAAAAAGGUCCAGUUAGAUUACCAACUAAAGUUUUGAAAAUCACCACCAGAAAAGCUCCAAAUGGUGAAGGUUCUAAAACUUACGAUACCUACGAAAUGAGAAUCCACAAACGUGUUAUUGACUUACAAGCCCCAGCUUCUAUUGUCAGAAAAAUCACUCACAUCACCAUCGAACCAGGUGUGGAUGUCGAAGUCACCAUUGCUGCUUAAGCGUGAUGGCUGUAGAUUCUCAUGAAAAUUAGUGGACUUGACUGGUUUUUAAUUCCAAUGAUAAUUUCAACUGAUUUUAGUGGUAUAUAUAUCCAAAUGCUCUAGGCGUGCCGUGUAUUCCAUCGAUAAUCUCGUUGUAUUUUAUUCAUGGGCUGCACUGACGUUGCGGCGUUAGCUAUCAGGAUUUGGUAUGACUUGAAUCGGUUGUUUAUUAUUAUGUACUAUAAAUUAGUUUAGUAUACUCUUUUUUUUU
Molecule: messenger RNA, 638 nt
Organism: Hyphopichia burtonii NRRL Y-1933
Lineage: Eukaryota; Fungi; Ascomycota; Pichiomycetes; Serinales; Debaryomycetaceae
Gene: RPS20
Product: 40S ribosomal protein uS10
Exons: 1
Coding region: 29-385 (118 amino acids)
Biological process (GO): translation
Cellular component (GO): cytosolic small ribosomal subunit; ribosome
Molecular function (GO): structural constituent of ribosome
Source: RefSeq, a predicted model, not a curated record